This is a messenger RNA of Oldenlandia corymbosa var. corymbosa, 744 nucleotides long. The record is from the annotation of a GenBank genome assembly. NCBI's taxonomy places the organism in Eukaryota, Viridiplantae, Streptophyta, Magnoliopsida, Gentianales, Rubiaceae.
AUGGUGUGGCUUGAUGGAGGUGGUGAUAGGAUGGUUUUGAUUCAUACUGAUGCACCUUCGAGUAGUGCACAAGGUAAGAAGCUUAAAAGAGAAGCUGGGGAACAAGGCACUUCCAGAAAACAUUUUUGGGUUUGGGCACACUAUGAAGUGAUUGUUGAAUUUCCUCCGGAAACUCAGAGAGCCAAGUAUUUGUAUUAUGAAGCAAGCUUGUCUUGUGCAACUAAAAAUGUCACUUCUUGUUUGAUUAAUCAUCUCAUUCGAUGUCAAAAGUGUCCUUUUAACAUUGAGGCAAUGAGGACAAAAUUGGAAUUGGGUGCCAAGGUAGGAAAAGGGCAAAAAAGAACAAGGGUUUUGCCACCAUCUACACCUGGUUUUAGCUAUGGAAGAUUCAAGUUGAAAGAUGUUACUAAAAUUUUUGAGGCUUAUGGUGCAAAUAUUGCUAAGGAUUUGUCUAAGGUAGAAAAGAUAUUAGAGGCUUUGUUUGUGUCUUAUAGUUCAUCACUUGUAUCACGACAUAGAGACACUUCGAGUCAGCUUGUUGAUUUAAACUUGAAUGAUAUGAUAGAAGGCGAUGUUAUUGUGGAUGUUGCUUCAUUCUUGAAUUCUUAUUUUGUUGAAAAUGAAGAAGAUGAAAAUCUUGUGGAUGUUGCCAAGGGCAAGAUUCUGGAGGAUUGCUACUACUAUGGGAAGGCAUCAAUGUCACUACCCAGAGUGAUUCUUGGUACUGUUGCUAAUAGGACGUGA